Messenger RNA from Octopus sinensis (East Asian common octopus), 2578 nucleotides. Its product is annotated as cilia- and flagella-associated protein 206-like. The coding region runs from base 662 to 2542 and encodes 626 amino acids. Gene Ontology annotation, biological process: regulation of cilium beat frequency. The transcript is spliced from 17 exons. The record is from RefSeq and is a predicted model, not a curated record. Lineage: Eukaryota; Metazoa; Mollusca; Cephalopoda; Octopoda; Octopodidae. Gene Ontology annotation, cellular component: axoneme; ciliary basal body.
ACGACUUUUGUGUGUUUUGUUUAGAACUCGUCAAAUACUUAAUUUUAAGGUAUCACAUUGAUAGCAAUAUACAUUUUAUCGACACUUAUUCUUUUAUUUCUUUCAGUUUCAAUAGACUUUGACGCAAACAAAACGUAUUUGAGUGAUUCACAACUUAGUUAUACAUUGAUACGUAUUAUAAUCUGCUACUCCACGUUUAACUAUUUAAAUGAAUUCUCCCUUUUUUUACUGUGAAAUUAGUUACUAAAAUAACUACGAACAAAAACAAAUAGAAAAAUCUUCGUAAUUAAUAUUGAUGUUUUUAUAUUCAUAACAGACUGGAGUUGCCUUUUGCUUCCCUUCAAUGCAUGGUGAAUAAAAGUUAACUCGGUCGACUUUAUCUUGAUUCUUCAAACAUUUUUUAAAGAAUCUAAGGACGAAAUCGGUAAUAUUAUCAGUUUAGAACGUCUGAUAUUUUGUCUUUAUCCCAUUUAUAUCAUUAGUUUAAAUCCCAGUGUGGAAUUGACUGUCUUUUAUCACACCGGUAAUAUACUAGGGCCCAUAUAUUCAACAAUACUUCUCCACCACAAGCAUCUUUGAGUCUAAGAAAAACAAAAUUCAAUAAUUUUAUCAAAAUAUUUUUUGCUACUUCAAGAAAGGUCAAUCUCCAUUAACUAUAAAAAUGAAUUUCACUCAAACGGAGAGCAUCAUCAAAAAUAUAAUCAGAGAAAUCAGCCAAGAAUGUGUCAAUAAAGGUCACACUGUCUCAGAAACUCUAGUAGCUUUCAUGGUGAAAGCUGUUGUUCUCAACCCAAAGCAUGGUUUCAAUGUUGAUCGGAAUCUCACUAAAGAGGACAUAAACACAUUAAUCAAGCUGUGUGUUAUAAACCUCUUGAAUCCAAAAUCUCCAUCAUUGGACACUAUAAAAAUGCAGGUUUACUUUGAUAUGAAUUACACCACUCGAGAGCAAUUUCUGGAAGAACAUCGAAGAGUGCUGGAAUCCCGUAUGCAGCCAGUGAUACGAGAAAUCACCGACAGCCGAGCCCAGAUCAAAGAAGAAUUUGAGAAUCUCUAUCACAAGAUUGUGUUAACCAUCCUGCUUCGAUCUGGUCUUGGUAGCCCAUCUGAUUUGUCAGUUGUAAGGGAAGCCACAGCGGCUGUCCAGAGUGUUUUUCCUCAAGCAGAACUUGGGACAUUCUUAGCUUUGGCCAAAGGAGAUAAAGAACGUCAGCUUAUGGAACUGACCAUGAUAAGCACUGGAAUCCGACUGUUUAAUAAGGAGUAUUGCAAAGGUGGAAAAGGUAUUGAUGAUUUGCCAGCCAUUUUGACCAAAGCCAUUCCACAGACGUCAAAAACUAUCGAGAGAGAUAUCCACAAUACAAGUGAAUACAUAAAUAAGUACACCUCUAUUCUUCAUCAUAUUCUGACACUGGAACAAAAGCAAGAUAAAAUAACUCCUGGUCUGUUGAAUCUGAUGAAACAAUCAUUAAUCAAUGUUCGUCAGUUGGAAUCAUUUUUGCACAUCAUUCUGCUUGAUGUGAAGAAUUCUGCAAGUCAAGUUGAAACCUAUGUUAAGGAACUGAACAGUUAUUUGGAAACAAUUAAUUUUACUGUUGAAAACAAGACAGCUGUUCCAACAGCCCAAGUCUAUCCACAAUUUAUUCAUCUGGCCCAGUUGUGGAAUUAUUUACAAGAGGAAAUGGUACUUUUGAGUGUGUACAGCAAUGUGGCAACUUCUCUGGGCUCCUUCUCAAAAGUCCACACUAAUAUUUUCACUGAUUCUGUUAUGAAUCCACUGUUGAAAGGAAUCGAGAUAACAAAUGACCUCGCAAGAAUGUCUUCAUGCAGUGAAAAAGUCGUUGUUGCUGUGGUAAAAGAAUACACAAGUGUUGAAUGGCUGUUUCCUGAUAAUACCACAAAUUUUGACAAGUUGGUUUUAGAAUGUAGGGGUUUCUGUCCUGUGACACUAUGCAAAUAUGAAGGUCUGUUAUUGCGUGGUAACCGUGAUAUUGGAAUUGCAAAGUACCAAAACUAUUAUUAUGCUUUUGCUUCAAAAGAGGAUGCCUAUGCAUUUGCCGAAGAAGCAGACAAAUAUGUGACUUCUAUCAGUGAAAUUGCCAGAGUUAAUCCUGAGUUAAUACAAUUGUUGGAAUUGUAUAACCAGUUUACUUCUAUCACACCACAGAGAAAGGACAGCCGCCGUUAUAUACAUAAGGCUAUUGUUAAAUGUGAAAGUGAAACUCAAACAGACACACAUUUCAUUGAGAAGAAUAUUGUUAAAUCCUAUGAGUGGAAUGAAUGGGAACUUCGGCGAAAGGCUGUUAAACUGACUGAUCUGCGCCAUAAACUAACACAUUCAACUCAAACUGAUGCCAGCAGUCACCGGAAGAUUGUCACUACACAAACUUACUUACCAAAAGACCAGCAAACACAAACCAAGUUAGAUGGUUCAAGUUGUGUACCCCGACCACAGGUAUUCCUGGCUGGCUUGCGUGGCUCUGGAAUGAAAAAACCAACUGUUCUUACCAAAGUGGAUCUUACAUUGGACGUCCAGCAGAAAUAAUAAUAAAAUAUUGUUAUUGCUAAUAUUUUCUUACAA